This is a messenger RNA of Stegostoma tigrinum, 1950 nucleotides long. Its product is annotated as sodium- and chloride-dependent neutral and basic amino acid transporter B(0+)-like. Gene Ontology annotation, molecular function: L-proline transmembrane transporter activity. NCBI's taxonomy places the organism in Eukaryota, Metazoa, Chordata, Chondrichthyes, Orectolobiformes, Stegostomatidae. The coding region runs from base 1 to 1881 and encodes 626 amino acids. The transcript has 14 exons. Gene Ontology annotation, biological process: sodium ion transmembrane transport. The record is from RefSeq and is a predicted model, not a curated record. Gene Ontology annotation, cellular component: membrane.
AUGGACGUGGCCGAUGUCACAGCAUUGAUGCCUUUGCCAUGUGAAGAAGAGAAUGAGAAACUCCGAGUGAAAAAAGCGAGCUACUGUAGUUCCAGUGAGUCACCUAAACUUCAACGAUUUGAAAGCGCAUUGCGAGAUGUCUGGGCUUCUCAAACCGACUACUUGUUGUCAAUGAUAGGUUACGCUGUAGGACUUGGGAACAUCUGGCGAUUCCCUUAUCUAACUUACAAAAAUGGAGGAGGUGCUUUUCUUGUUCCUUAUGUAGCCAUGCUGGCAUUCACAGGAAUGCCAGUCUUUUUCUUGGAGUGUUCACUUGGACAGUUUUCCAGCUUGGGACCAGUUUUAGUAUGGAAAGCUGUGCCAAUCCUACAAGGUGUGGGUGUCGCAAUGGUCUUUGUGUCAUCAUUUGUGGCCCUCUACUACAACUGCAUCAUAGGCUACAUUUUGUACUAUCUUAUUGUUUCCUUCCAAUAUCCCUUGCCAUGGUCAGGCUGUUUUGAAUGGUGGGGUGCUGAUGAAAGCUGCAGCAAUGAGCUAACAGAUCUUCCCUGCAAUUUUACACAGGCUAAUGAAACUAUUCAAGUACAACAUGGUGAAAUUUGCGCAAAUAAAAGUCAAAUCUACAUAACUCAAAGCUCGAGUGAACAAUACUGGCUUAAAGCAGUUUUGCAACGUUCAAAUACAGUUGAUGAGACCGGUGGGAUAGUCUGGCAUUUAGCCCUCUGCUACCUUCUGGCUUGGUUGAUAACUGUGGUUGUGCUAUGUCAAGGAAUCAGAUCUUCAGGAAAGGUAGUUUAUUUCACCGCAACAUGCCCUUACCUGCUUAUAUUUAUGCUAAUGAUUCGAGGAGCUACCCUGGAGGGUGCCCAGAAUGGAAUUGAGUACUAUAUUGGAAAGCAGUCAGAUUUCUCAAAAUUGGCUGAAGCUGAGGUUUGGAAAGAUGCAGCAACACAAAUAUUCUAUUCUAUUUCCGUGGCUUUCGGAGCUAUAACUGCAUUAUCAUCCUACAACAGAUUCAACAAUGAUUGUUACAAAGAUGCAGUCAUUAUUUCUUUUGUUAAUUGUGGUACAAGUCUGUUUGCUGGAUUUGCCACCUUCGCUAUCCUAGGGCACAUGGCUUAUGUACAGAAUAGGCCUGUUCAAGAAAUUGUGGAGUCAGGUUUAGGUUUGGUUUUUAUUGCCAACCCAGAUGCACUUGGACUCCUGCCAGUAUCAUCACUGUGGUCUAUAAUAUUUUUCUUCAUGCUUUUAACGCUGGGAAUUGACAGUCAGUUUGCAAUGAUGGAAACAAUUACAACAAGUAUAGCAGAUGCACUGCCAAAUUUUAUGCAAUCAAGAUACUUUUCAGUGGUAACCUUCCUUUGUCUAUCAUUCUAUUUCCUUGGUCUCAUAUUUGCAACACAGGCUGGUAUUUACUGGUUGCAAUUACUUGAUUAUUACUCUACUGGUUUGACUCUACUUAUAAUAGCUGCAUUGGAACUUGUUGGUAUAAUCUUCAUUUAUGGGGGAAACAGAUUCAUUGAGGACAUUGAAAUGAUGAUUGGUAAAAAGAGCUGGUACUUCUGGCUGUGGUGGAGAAUAUGUUGGUUUUUAAUUACUCCUUGCCUGAUAACAGGAAUCUUACUCUGGUCGUCUAUCUCAUUUCACCAACCACGUUAUGGAUCGUUUGAGUACCCAAUGUGGACAGUGCUAUUUGGCUGGUGUAUAUUUCUCCUCUGUAUUAUUUGGAUUCCAAUUUUGGCAGUUGUGAAAAUUACCCAAGCUAAGGGCUCCAACAUUUAUGAGAAAUUUAUUGCAUCGUGCAAACCUGCUCCUGACUGGGGUCCACUCUUGAAAAUGAACAGAGGGAACAGGUACAAACAUCAGACUGACCAUGUAUGAAAAAUACAUUCUUCUAUUAACUGUGUAAUGAAAUCAUAUUUUAAGGAUUUUAUGUUUACUAUACAUCAA